This is a messenger RNA of Acipenser ruthenus (sterlet), 4049 nucleotides long. RefSeq names its product transcription factor Dp-2-like. Lineage: Eukaryota; Metazoa; Chordata; Actinopteri; Acipenseriformes; Acipenseridae. Gene Ontology annotation, biological process: regulation of cell cycle; regulation of transcription by RNA polymerase II. The record is from RefSeq and is a predicted model, not a curated record. Gene Ontology annotation, molecular function: RNA polymerase II transcription regulatory region sequence-specific DNA binding; DNA-binding transcription factor activity, RNA polymerase II-specific. Gene Ontology annotation, cellular component: transcription regulator complex; nucleus. Bases 803 to 2170 code for a protein of 455 amino acids. The transcript has 13 exons.
UCUAACAUCACCUUCAUGCGUGUCCAAUCAGAGACGAUAGCUGGCAGCCACCGCCAAGCUUGUGUGCGGAGCUUGUGCAGGCAGGAAGAGACGAGAAGGGGGAGCUUGUUUUUCUUUCAGUUAUCAUUAAUAACAUGAACUUGAACUUCACAGAACUUAAUUAUAGCGUCUCUUUGAACAGGAGGCAUAUUUGUUCAUAACUCGUUUACAGCAGCUCCACUAUGAAUAUUUGCUUAUCUAUGUAGCUGUGAACAUGCGUUAUUGGUAGAAGAAAGGAUAAUUAACGCAAAACUAAUGAUGAGAAAAACAUUGUUUUGGGGGGUGAAAACAGUGCUUCUUAAAAUGUUUUUCUGUAUUUAGACAUUCAAGUAAAUGUUCUUAAUUUAAACGUGUUUUGUAAAUAGGCUGGCUUGAAUUGAAGUUAAUUAUGCGUUGUUGACUCAAGCUGCUGAAUUAUAUUAUCCAGUUAUAGCGAAUGUAAUCGGAAGUUAAAUUAAAUUUAUUUUAAUUGCACACGUGGAUAAUCUUGCGUUGAAGGUUUUGGUUUGUGAUUUAAUUUUAAAUAGUUUGGGACAUUUCUGUUCUAAAUAUUAUAGCCUGUUAAGAAGCGUAAGACGACCUAGUUAGAUUUUGUGUAACGUAGAUGUAGAAUUGCGCAUUGAGAAAACGAAACUCUUUGGACAAGUUUUGGAAGUAACUUUUAACCUCGCGUCACCUGGUUCUUACACAACACAAAUGGAAAUAUCAAGCUUGUGAUACUUCAAUGUUUUGGUGCCAAAAGAUUGUUCUGUAGCUGCAUAACAUGGCAUUCAAUAAGAUGGCAAAGACUGUUGGAAUAGCAAACAUCAAUGGAGACUUGAAAGCAUUUCUAGACCAGAACCAAAACCUUGCCAGAAGCAAUAUUUCAGUGGUUGCAGUCCCAGUUUCUUCUAAUUUGUACUCCUCAGCAAAGAUUACUUUAGCACCAAUAAAUGUGAAUGUGGGACCCCAAAUGAUUAUAAGCACACCUCAGCGAGUACAGAACUCGGGCAACAUUCUCAUUGGGAGUCCAUACACUCCCAAUUCAACAAUGGUUACCCAGAGUCACAUAACAGAAGCAUCAGGGUGGGUUCCUGGGGUCAGAAAGCGCACUCAUGAAUUUAUAGAAUCUGAUUUUUCAGACAGUAAAAGAAUGAAAAAGGUGGGUGAAAAGAAUGGGAAAGGACUGAGACAUUUUUCAAUGAAGGUGUGUGAAAAGGUGCAGAAAAAAGGAACCACCACAUACAAUGAAGUGGCAGACGAACUUGUCGCUGAGUUCACCAACUCAAGCAGCCUCCUGGCUGCUGAUUCUCAGGUUUAUGAUCAGAAAAACAUUAGGCGCAGAGUUUAUGAUGCUCUGAAUGUACUCAUGGCUAUGAACAUUAUCUCCAAGGAGAAAAAAGAAAUAAAAUGGAUUGGGCUCCCUACAAAUUCUGCUCAGGAAUGUCAGAAUUUAGAGUUGGAAAAACAGAAAAGGAUGGAGAGAAUUAAACAGAAACGGUCCCAGCUACAAGAACUGAUAUUACAGCAAAUAGCUUUUAAGAACUUGGUGCAACGAAACCAACGGUCUGAGGAACAGAACCAGAGUCCUCCGCCACAAAACUCUCUGAUCCAGCUGCCUUUUAUCCUUCUCAACACCAGCGUGCGCACUGUCAUUGAUUGCAGCAUCUCUAGUGACAAAUGUGAAUACCUCUUUAAUUUUGACAACACGUUUGAGAUUCAUGAUGAUAUCGAGGUGCUCAAACGGAUGGGAAUGUCCUUUGGCUUGGAGUCUGGAAAAUGUUCUUCAGAGAACCUGAAAAUUGCAAAAUCCUUGGUGCCAAAGUCUUUGGAAAGCUAUGUCACAGGCAUGACUGCUGGACCAUCCUGGUUAAAUCACGACCAGUUUACUGGUAAUUCAGAACCGACACUGACAGCCUUGGUCACUGGAAGCACUGCCUCCACAGCUCAUAUAAGCUCAAACCCAGAACUUUGUGCCAACACUGAAGUGGCCUUAACAACCGGACAGUGCCUGACCCGCAGCAGCCGUCAGUCCAGUAGCACAACGACAUCCCAUUACUCAGAGUCGCGUGGAGAGACGCCAUGCUCCUUCAACGAUGACGAUGAUGUCGAGGAUGAAGAUGAAGAUGAAGACUCCUCGUCUCCAGAAUAAGUAGAGAAGAUGACUGGGAAGAAGAAAUUAAGCUGCUUUUCUGGUUUAUUUUAAGCUGUUUGUCACCAUUCCCAGUUUGUCGUCUUUUGAAAGCUAUGUGUUCACAGUAUAGUUGAAAGACUGCGGUUUGAUAGUAAAAGUAUUAAAGUGCAGUAUUUAGAAAGUAAGGACAUUAUCAGGGCAAGCAAAUACCAAACUGCUCCUGUAGUUAGAGGACAGGGGUGGGUGGGCAGAAGGGGACAAACCUAAAUAUAUCUCCUGAAGGCUUAAAUCUGGUAUUCGCAUGUCAUAAACUUCUCAUAAUUCCCCUUACAUUCAAAAUGAGACAGAUUGUGGAGUCUUCUGUUUAGUUUGUAGUUGUAUAAGUAUUUUUAAGGAACAUUUACCUGACUGUCUUUUGACUUCUUAAUUCUGACCUAGAAUCUUUUUUAUUUUAUGUUUUAUUUUUGUGCUGAUUUAAUGCUGCUUUAUUGUUUGAUUCUUGUGUCCUCCCUUAAAUCUUCUAUAUUAUCUAACAAAAAAACUAAACAAAAGAAUGAGGGGGAAAAAUCACUCAAGAUCAAGAAUCCCAAAACCAGGGGCUUCAAACUUCCUUUUAAAAAGAAAGAAAAUCAACCAUUUGAAGAAAAGAAAAAAAAAGGAUUUUAUUAAUAUUAUAAUGAAUAUAAUAUUUACAGUAUUUCUUUUGUUAUCAGUUGAAAACUUUUAUUUGUAUGUGUCAGAUUAAUAUUUGAGCUAACUAGUCUGUAGUGUGUGAAAAGAACCCUAUAGUUAUGCAGCUAUGAGUGAAACUAAUUAAAAUACAAAGGUGAAGCUUAAUCUGGAGGGUUUUGCUGUGUUCUCCCCUCCUUCCUCCUUGUUCUUUUAUGCUAACUCCAGACCUUCCUGUACCCCAUUGCCUUUUCUUUUGAGCUGGCAACCAAUACAUGUUAUACUACCCCCUCUCUUUUUUUUUUCUUUUGUUCCCUGUUAAAACUGUUUAAGAUCAGAAGCUUUUCUCAGAAACAAUGCACAGAUUUGCUGUUUUUCAAAAUUCAUGUGUGUGUACCUGCUGCAAAAAAUGUAAAUGUAUAAUAUAAUUUUUUUCCUUUAAAAUAUGAUGUUAUUUUUGUAUUUAGCACAUUUAUACACCUCUUUACUCCUUAUCAGUCUUAUAAAUCACAUUUUUACAUGUUGACCUGAAAUGGUUAAAAAAAAAAAAUAAUAAUAAUAAUACAGAACAAUAAUAAGUUCUGUCCAGUAAUGUGGCACAGAAGUUUAUUUUUUCAAACCUGAUUUUGGAUUAGUUUAUGUAGUUAAUGUAUUUUGUUUUCUGUGAAAUGUUAUUAGGUAUUCAAAACAAUGUCAUGUCAUAUUUGACAGUGAUCCCAUGGGAAUCCAUUUGAUGGUAGUUGUGUGACAAUGCAUUAUGGGACUUUGAAGGAAAUGGAGUCCUAAGUAACUAGUUUCUACCGAUAUUGUUGCCAACCAGUGGACUGCUUCUUGCUAAUAGCAAGUUGGCACAUCCUGGUUAAACCUAUCCAUAUAGAGCUUGGGUGCCCAAUUAUGGUCCUGGACAUUCCCCUUCAGGUUUAUUAUAUACAGUUAAAAAAGUAAAUACUUUAGGGCUUUGAUGCAGUUUUAAUUGGUCCAGUUUACAUGAAAAAAAAAAAUGUAUAACAUGAUUGAAACAGAGAGCUGCAGUGGAAGGUUUCACACCCCUGAUGGGUAAAAGAAAAUUUAAUUCAAUUUUUUUGGUCAGCAAAUUAUUUUAAUGAACACUGCAGAAUGGUGGCACUAGUAGGAAAAACGAUCUUCAUUGGCUUAAUUUGUAAAUAGUAGCCCGUUUCUUUUUCACACUAUUUUUAUACCAUGUUAAUAAAAGCUGUACUGUAUUUAA